Messenger RNA from Bacillus rossius redtenbacheri, 1083 nucleotides. Its product is annotated as LIM/homeobox protein Lhx9-like. The record is from RefSeq and is a predicted model, not a curated record. Gene Ontology annotation, biological process: regulation of transcription by RNA polymerase II; neuron differentiation. Gene Ontology annotation, molecular function: RNA polymerase II transcription regulatory region sequence-specific DNA binding; DNA-binding transcription factor activity, RNA polymerase II-specific. NCBI's taxonomy places the organism in Eukaryota, Metazoa, Arthropoda, Insecta, Phasmatodea, Bacillidae. The transcript has 4 exons. Gene Ontology annotation, cellular component: nucleus. Bases 1 to 1083 code for a protein of 360 amino acids.
AUGCUGAAGGACCGCGACGCCAUGGGCCCGGCCGCCAGCCCGUGCGCCGGGGGCGGCGGCGGGGGCGGCGGGGGCGGCGAGCCGGCCGUGUGCGGCGGCUGCGGGGGCCGCAUCGCGGACCGCUACUACCUGCUGGCGGCGGACCGCUCCUGGCACCAGGGCUGCCUGCAGUGCGGGGAGUGCAAACUGCCGCUCGACUCGGAGCUGACCUGCUUCGCGCGCGACGGCCGCAUCUACUGCAAGGAGGACUACUACAGGUUGUUCGCGGUGAAGCGGUGCGCGCGCUGCCGCGCCGGCAUCUCGGCCAGCGAGCUGGUGAUGCGCGCGCGCGACCUGGUCUACCACCUGCACUGCUUCACGUGCUACUCCUGCGGCGCGCACCUGGCCAAGGGAGACCACUUCGGCCUGCGCGACGGCCUGGUCUACUGCCGGCCGCACUACGAGCUGCUCUUCUCGCCGCACGACUGCUGCCCCGCGGGGCUGGAGCUGGACGGCGUGUUCUUCGGCGCGCACAAGGGCCGCCCGCGCAAGAGGAAGUCCUCGGCCGAGCUGGCGGAGCUGCCCGUGGCCCUGCGCGUCCCGGCGGGAGGCCUGGAGCUGCUGCACCCCGGUGACCUGAACUCCUCCAUGGACUCGCUGACGGCCUACGACUCCUCGGUGUCUUCGCCGGGCAACCCGGGUGGCCAGCAGCGCACCAAGCGCAUGCGCACCUCCUUCAAGCACCACCAGCUGCGCACCAUGAAGUCCUACUUCGCCAUCAACCAGAACCCUGACGCCAAGGACCUCAAGCAGCUCGCGCAGAAGACAGGGCUGUCCAAGAGGGUGCUCCAGGUGUGGUUCCAGAACGCGCGCGCCAAGUGGCGACGCAACAUGAUGCGGCAGGAGGGAGCCGCCCAGCAGCCCGGGGGCGGUGGAGGCGGCGGUGGAGGCGGUGGAGGCGGUGGGCCGGCCCCCGGCCCGGCGCUGGGCGACAGCAACAGUCUGCCCGCCGCCCCCUCCCACGACGAGAUGCACAGGCCGCCGCUGCUUCACCUGCACCACGCGCAGACCACGCAGACCCUCAGCUUCGCCGACCUCUACUAG